Molecule: messenger RNA, 3054 nt
Organism: Fusarium odoratissimum NRRL 54006
Lineage: Eukaryota; Fungi; Ascomycota; Sordariomycetes; Hypocreales; Nectriaceae
Product: oxidoreductase
Exons: 11
Coding region: 1-3054 (1017 amino acids)
Molecular function (GO): nucleotide binding; aldehyde dehydrogenase (NAD+) activity
Source: RefSeq, a predicted model, not a curated record
AUGGCACCCCAUGCCGAACAGGAUGAGUCCACCCGCGGCAUCACUCGCCUUCCACCACCAGAACGCCCAGCCUUUUCUACCUCGCCUCCACGUCUACUAAUCAUAGGCGCUGGGAACCGUGGCAAAGCCUAUGCCGAGGCUGUUAAGAACUCGAGUAAUGGCGUCAUCGUCGGCGUCGUAGAACCUAUCGCACUAAAGAGACGGCAUCUCGGUCGCAAAUACAUCUGGGGUGCACGGGAGCCUAUUCCCGGGGAAGAGUUCAGCGACUGGCCAGAGUUCGUUCAAUGGGAGCUUAGCCGACGGCAAGCAGUCGUUUCUGGGACCACAGAUGUCCCUGAGGGUGUUGAUGCAGUCUUCAUUUGCGUCCAAGAUGGCAUGCAUAAGGAUGUUGUCCUUGGUCUUGCACCGCUGAAACUACACAUCAUGUGUGAAAAGCCUCUAGCGCCUAAUCUGGAGGAUUGUAUGGCUAUCUAUAAGAGCCUUUCGCCCGAUCCCUCCGGAUCCUCAGAAAAGCUGUUCGCUAUCGGUCAUGUCCUUCGUUACAGUCCUCACAACAUGAUGAUGAGGAAGCUUCUACUUGAGGACAAGGUCAUCGGAGACAUCAUGGCUGUUAAUCACACAGAGCCAGUGGGCUGGUAUCACUUUACACACAGUUACGUCAGAGGAAAUUGGCGCAAUGAAAAGGCGGCAGCUCCAUCACUCCUUGCCAAAUCGUGCCACGACAUAGAUAUCCUCUACUGGAUUUUGGCGGCCCCGCCUCCCGGCUCUAACAAGCCAACCCAUGUCCCCAAAGACAUAAGCUCUUCUGGAUCCCUCCAAUAUUUCAGAAAAGAGAGAAAGCCUGUCGAAGCUGGAAACGCCACCAAUUGCUUGUCAUGUGCCUAUGAGCCAUCGUGCCAGUUUUCGGCGAAGCGAAUUUACACAGGAGCUGAUCUCAAGAGUCAGCAACAAGAGCACUUUUGCACGGUCGUCGCACCGGAAAUUGAAGACUGUAUUCCAAAUGGUGGGCCAGAAGCAGCUAAGAAGACUGUUCUCUCCAAACUUGCUGAAGAUUACUCAGAAGACACCCCAGCAGAUGAGGUUAGCAAGAAAAAUACCUUUGGACGUUGUGUGUACGAAUGUGACAACGAUGUCUGCGACAAUCAAGUUGUAACACUUUCUUGGGACGCCGACCCGAUUGCAGCUCCCGGUGAAACACCUCUGCAAGCUCUUAGUGGCAGAGGUAGCAAGACAGCUACAUUGCAUAUGGUUGCGUUCACAGAAAAGAUCUGUACCCGGUUCACGUACAUCUACGGUGUUCACGGAGAGAUGUACGCCGACAGCUCCUCAAUUACAGUGACAGACUUCAGGACGUGCAAGAAGACGGUUCACUACCCACACAUUCCCGAGGGCGGUGGCCAUGGUGAUGGAGACGAAGGAUUGACGAGGCAAUUCGUGCUGGCUGUUGAUCGGGUAAAGAACCAUGGCGAGAAGGUGUCAACGGCUCAACGAGAGUAUAUCAAGUGCAAUUUAAGGGAUGUUAUUAUGAGUCAUAGUAUGGUAUUCGCUGCUGAGGAGGCAAGGAAGGGAAAGAAAGUUAUAGAUUUUCCUGAGUGGCUUUAUUGCUUACUUGAUCCGAAUUCCCAUGCCAAGCUCAACUUCACCGAGUUCUUCAACGUCAUCGACGGAAAGCUCAAGACAACCAAGGAGACUUCCCAGGGUGUCAAUCACUCUACUCUAGAGAAGAACUCCCCAGUUCCGGUUUCGACUCGAGAAGAUGUCGACAGGGCUGUCCAGGCGGCUAAGAAGGCCUCUGAAGCCUGGGCUGAGGUCCCGUACAAAGAGCGACAGGCCUUAGUGGCCAAAUUUGCGGGUGGCAUUGACUUGAUCAAGGAAGAUCUUGCCGUUUUGUUAAUCAAGGAACAAGGAAAGCCUAUGAGGCAGUUGCAAUUGGCACACGUGGAAAUAGGCAUGGCCAUUCAGUUCCUCCAGGGAUAUUCACAGCUACCUGAUUCUAAAGAGAUGAUCAUGGAUAAGCCGGGUCGUCGAGUCGUCACCAGAUACGUCCCUCUUUGCGUUGCGGUCGGUAUUGUGCCUUGGAACUUCCUAACUUGUCGCAUAGCCGCUGCAAAGAUUAGUCCAGCCCUCAUUGCGGGAAACGCUUUCAUUCUCAAGCCAUCGCCAUUCACUCCCUAUUGUGACUUGAAGCUCGCUGAGCUGGCUCUCAAGUACUUCCCCGCAGGCGUUGUUCAAGCACUUAGCGGCAAUGAUGACCUGGGCCCGUGGCUCACCGCACAUCCUGGCGUUGACAAAAUCAGCUUUACAGGGUCUACAGCAACUGGAAAGAAGGUCUUGCAGAGCACUUUUGGCAAUCUUAAGCGUGUGACACUCGAGUUGGGAGGUAAUGAUCCGGCCAUUGUCUGCAGUGAUGUCAAUGUCAAAGAACUUGCCAUGGCGGCUCUAGCGAACUCUGGUCAACUCUGCAUCGCUAUAGAGCGUAUCUAUGUCCACGAGUCCAUCUACGAUGAUGUAUUGGAAACAUUGGCUUCAACGGUUAAGAGCCUUCCUGUUGGUGAUGGCUUGGAGAGUACCACCGCUAUGGGUCCUGUCCAGAACCACCUGCAGUUCGAUAGGGUGAAGAGCUUACUCGCAAAUAUUCAAUCCCACGGCCUCAAGCUCGCAGCAGGAUCAACCAGUCCGUCAGAUGCGGGGAAAGGGUACUUCAUUACUCCUACGGUUGUCGACAACCCUCCAGAUGCCUCCAGGAUUGUAGUCGAGGAGUCAUUUGGCCCUGUCUUUCCUAUUCUGAAGUGGAAGGACGAGGAUGAGGUCCUUAGACGCGCCAAUGAUAACCCCAUGGGUCUUGGUGCCUCGGUUUGGACCCCAGACUUGGAGAAGGCAGAGAGGCUAGCCGCGAGGCUCAAGGCAGGAACUGUUUGGUUCAACAGCCAUCACGAGCUCAAUCCGAAUGUGGCUUUUGGGGGUAUUAAGGAAAGCGGCCUUGGUGCUGAGCAUGGACUUGAGGGGAUCAAGUCGUAUUGUAGCACAAAGUCUAUAUUUAUUAAUGCGGCUUAA